Molecule: messenger RNA, 945 nt
Organism: Ceratotherium simum simum (southern white rhinoceros)
Lineage: Eukaryota; Metazoa; Chordata; Mammalia; Perissodactyla; Rhinocerotidae
Source: RefSeq, a predicted model, not a curated record
AUGGAUUAUGGAAAUCAAACUUUGGUGACUGAGUUUUUUUUUGUGGGCUUAACAAAUCACUUUCAUCACCAGGUUGUCCUCUUUGUGAUAUUUCUCUUGGUUUAUCUCAUCAGUCUUUUGGGAAACUUGGGGAUGAUCACCCUCAUUUGCAUGGACUCCCGACUCCACACCCCCAUGUACUUUUUUCUCAGUCACUUGUCCUUUGUGGAUGUCUGUUCCUCUUCUGUCAUUGGUCCCAAGAUGUUGACUGACAUCUUUGUGCAGAAAAAAGUCAUCUCUUUCUUUGGUUGUGCUCUCCAGUUAUGGUUUUUUGUUCAUUUUGUUGUGACUGAAUGUUUCCUCCUGGCUUCCAUGGCAUAUGAUCGGUAUAUGGCCAUAUGUAAGCCAUUGUUGUAUACAUUCAUUAUGUCUCAGCGGGUCUGUGUGCAGCUGGUGGUAGGGCCGUAUACUGUGGGUCUUUUAAUUGCCACGACCCAUACAACUUCUACCUUUUGCCUGCCUUACUGUGGCCCCAAUAUCAUCAAUCACUUCUUCUGUGACCUUCUUCCUAUUCUCUCCCUGGCGUGUGCAGACACCCAAGUCAAUCAGGUUUUACUUUCCAUUUUGGCUGGAGCUGUAGGAGUACUCAGUGGUGUGAUCAUCUUGGUCUCCUACAUUUACAUUGUUAUCGCUGUCCUGAGGAUCCGCUCUGCUGACGGGAGGCGUAAGGCCUUCUCCACCUGCACUUCACACCUGACAGCUGUCUCCAUCCUUUAUGGGACACUCUUCUUUAUCUAUGUCCAUCCAAAUUCUAGUUUCUCCCUGGACAUUGAUAAAGUGGUUUCUGUGUUCUACACAGCAGUGGUUCCCAUGUUGAACCCCGUCAUCUACAGCCUGAGAAACAAAGAGGUCCAGGAUUCAUUCAGAAGAGUAUUUGAAAGGAAGAAGUUUCUUAUGUGUAGGUAA